Molecule: messenger RNA, 1185 nt
Organism: Cucurbitaria berberidis CBS 394.84
Lineage: Eukaryota; Fungi; Ascomycota; Dothideomycetes; Pleosporales; Cucurbitariaceae
Product: 3-oxoacyl-reductase
Exons: 1
Coding region: 164-1009 (281 amino acids)
Molecular function (GO): oxidoreductase activity
Source: RefSeq, a predicted model, not a curated record
UGCAACAUCAGACCUCGGGAAGGUAUUCUUCUUGCCCCCAAUUUUACUACGCCGCAUCACCGCCGAUCACUAGAAGUCAACAUCUCUCCACAAACCUUUCACUCCAAGUCUGCAUUACAGCAAGUAGGCAUCCAACGUUUGAAGGACAACAGUCGCCUGCACAAUGAGUACCAUAUCGGCUCCGAAAGGCCUCAAGAUUCUCCUCACGGGUGGAGCUCGAGGGAUAGGUCGCGGCCUUUUCCGGCAUUUUCUAGCCUCUGGGCAUGAGGUAAUCAUCCUAGAUUCAAACGUGGAAGAGCUGGAGCAUGUGAAGACGCGAGCUCAAGAAUGGUCUGGCGGGCGGAACGGGAGUUGGCACGCCCUUCAGUGCGAUCUGAGUAAGCGUGCGGAGAUCAAGUCUGCGGUGGCUACGGUCAAGGAGACGUUUGGCGGGCAGUUGGACGUGCUGAUCAAUAACGCUUUCCCAACUACGCUGGCCUUGUCAGAAGAUCGAAAGAUGGAAGCAGAGGGCGAGGACAUGGAAAAGGAGUGGGACCUGAAGAUCGCUAUCGGUCUUACGGCACCCUUCAUCCUCAGCCGUCUCUGUAUCCCGCUCCUCGUAGCUGGUGCAUCAACGCAAAGCUCUCCCGGCACCAUUAUCAACAUCUCCUCAACUCGCGCAUACCAGUCCGAGUCCGACCACGAAGCUUACUCGACCGCCAAAGCGGGACUGCUUGGGCUCACGCAGUCGAUGUCAGUGUCGCUCGGUCAUCGUCACAAGAUCAGAGUGAAUGCGAUUAUUCCGGGAUGGAUCCACGUCAUGAACGAAUCUAAAACGGGCGAUGAGACUAGGGUCAAAUGGGAAGAUGGGCUCACAAAAGAGGAUAUCGAGUGGCAUCCAGCAGGCAGAGUUGGCAACGCGGAAGAUAUUGCAAGGGCUGUGGAUUAUUUGGUCGGCAGUGAAUUUGUUACCGGACAAGAGAUUAUUGUUGAUGGCGGGGUAGGGAGGAAGAUGGUGUAUCCAGAGUAAUAGCCUGGAGGGUGGUCCAGGUGGGCUGCUAUCCAGGAACUCAUUUCCACUUUCACUCUGCAGAAUCCAGCCUCCAGGGAUCAGGCGGAACUUGGCUCUCGGCAUUCCUAAUUCCUUCAUCUGCCUACCGCUACCUGUUGGCGCCAAUUCUCAACUGCUGCAUUCCUACACUACGA